Messenger RNA from Penicillium digitatum Pd1, 1581 nucleotides. RefSeq names its product putative phosphatidylinositol-3,4,5-trisphosphate 3-phosphatase. Gene Ontology annotation, cellular component: plasma membrane; cytosol; nucleus. The record is from RefSeq and is a predicted model, not a curated record. Gene Ontology annotation, molecular function: phosphatidylinositol-3,4,5-trisphosphate 3-phosphatase activity; protein tyrosine/serine/threonine phosphatase activity; protein tyrosine phosphatase activity. Gene Ontology annotation, biological process: cell motility; protein dephosphorylation; phosphatidylinositol 3-kinase/protein kinase B signal transduction. Lineage: Eukaryota; Fungi; Ascomycota; Eurotiomycetes; Eurotiales; Aspergillaceae.
AUGAACACACCCCUUCUAACGCAAUACACAGUCAUCGCAACCUCCGGUCCAUCAGCAACAUACCCACAGCGCGCCUACCGCAACCCACUAGACGCGCUGGUCAACUUUCUCGACACGAAACAUGGCACAAACUGGUGCAUCUGGGAGUUCCGCGCCGAAGGCACAGGAUACCCAGACUCAGAAGUCUACGGACGCAUCCACCACUUCCCCUGGCCAGACCACCACCCACCACCAUUCGCACAUAUUCCGAACAUAAUGGGCAGCAUGCGAAACUGGCUACAACGAUUAGACGAGGAACAAAAGUCAAACUCACCAGACACAGACAAAAACGAACGAGUCGCCGUCGUACACUGCAAAGCAGGCAAGGGGCGCAGCGGGACAAUCGCGUGCGCAUACCUGAUCAGUCAGGAGGGGUGGAAGAAGGAAGACGCGCUACAGCGGUUUACGGAUCGACGUAUGCGGGUCGGCUUUGGAAACGGUGUCAGCAUCCCCAGCCAGUUGCGGUAUGUCGGAUACAUCGAGAAAUGGGCCAACGAGAUGGGGAAGCAGUAUAUAGAGCGGCCGGUGGAGAUCCUGGAGAUCCACAUCUGGGGUUUGAGAGAUGGGGUUAAGGUUGCGGUAGAGGGGUAUGUGGAUGAGGGGAAGAAGAUUAAGUGUUUUCAUCUGUUCCAUCGGAAUGAACGUACCAUCGUUGAAGAUGGGGGCUCGACAUCUGAGGAUCAAGAUGCUGGCAAAGGGCACGGUAUCACCAUGACAAAUUCCAUCUCCAACCCCAAGAUCGAGAGGCCACUUCCUUCAUCUCCGACCUGGUCCCCGAUUUCGGGAUCUGACAUCUCCGGCUCAUCGUCCCCACAAGGCCACUGUGUCUCGGCAAUAAUUUUCAAACCCAACAAGCCAGUCAUUGUUCCCAGCUCGGAUGUGAACAUCGACUUUGAGCGCCGCAGUAAGGCAUCCUACACAGGCUUCGCGAUGGUAACCUCGAUCGCGCACGUCUGGUUCAAUUCCUACUUCGAGGGCGGAGCCGAGUAUGAUUCGGGUGUUUUCGAGACAGACUGGGAUGCGAUGGAUGGGAUCAAGGGGAGCGCAAGGAAGGGGAUUCGGGCGUUGGAUAAGCUGAAGGUUGUAUGGCGGUAUCCGGCGGCAGAGACCGUGGAAGCCAGUAUUGCUAGCAAAGCCAAGGGCAAAGGGAAGAAGAUUGAGGAAAGUGUGCCAGCAGCGGGGAGGCCGAUCAGCGAGCCCAAACCUGGUGAUCCCAUCCAUGAAAGCGAGCCGCCUGACUGGCAUGGACUGCCUCAGGGAGAUAAGAAGGAGAAUGUGCGUCCUUGUAGGAGUUCGUCACAGAGAAGCACUGCUGCUAGUAUAUCGGACAAGGCUAAGGAACUGGGGCAUGCGCUUGAGAAGGAACUUGGACUACGGAAGCAGAUGAGUGCUAGUCGGGAUGUCAGUCUUGCUGAAAGUGAUGAUGAGAUGACGACGACGACUACUGCUGAUGAUGAAGACCGGAAGGUCAAAGUCAAGCCAGUGCACUGUGAAGAGCUUGAGGGUGUGAAAACGAAUGAUGUGAGGGAUGGGGGGAAAUAG